UACUGGAGUUUGAACUUAGGCCUUACACUUGGCAGGCAGGUGUUCCCAUCUGCUUUUGCUUUCAUUAUUUUUGAGUAGGAUCUUGCAUUUAUGUCUGGGCCUAUUUAGACUUCUCACAUAACUAGGAUGAUAGGUAUGUACCACCAUGCCCAGCUUUUUAUUAGUUGAGAUGGAGUCUCUCAAUUUUUUUUGCCUGGGGUGGCCUCAAACUAUGAUCUACCUGAUUUCUGCUUCCCAAGUAUUUUGGAUUAUAGGCAUGAACUGCACCUGACCCAAGUUGUGUUAUGAGAACCUGAAAUUGACUACAACUUAAAUUUUUCUCAUAAAAUUACUAUUUGGUAUAUGCUAAAUUAGGCAGAUUGCUAAGUGAGCCCCUUUUCUAAGUGGACUAAAUUGGAAAGGCGUGCAAAAGCUUGGAAUAUGGGGCUAGACAUUUUUGUCCAGUUCACAGUCUGCAUAACCAUAUGUAGUAGGCCCUGCUGCUAGAUGGAGAUCUCUUCCUAAAUUCACUUUCUUUAAAAGUAGCGUUUUAGUUUCUUGCCUUAGGAGAAAUACCUAGCCAGUAUUGGCAAUGUGAUGGCAAGGUGGCACAGCCAUUUCACUCAUGCAUUUGAUAAAAGACCAGUGCCUACCAUUUGCCAAACAUUGUCAAUACCAGUGGACAAAAUCCUGCCGUUAUGGAGAUAAUGUUUUAGAGGAUCGAUAAAUUAAGUAUAAUUGAAUGGUAAAUUAGGAUUAGGAUUUAAAAUACUUAAGAAAAAUAGCUCUGGAAAUGAAAAUAAAUACUGGGGGCAGUUUUAAAUUAGAGUAGUAAGGGAAGGCCUCCCUGACAAGGUAACAUUUGAGCAAAUGCCUCAGGGAGGUGAGAGAUCUCAGUCAUAUAUGGAUUUUGGAGGUAGAAGGAACAGUAAGCUCAAAGGCCUUGAGACAGGUAUACCUAGCAGUGUGUAUGAUCUGAAGAGGACUAGAGGAGAUUAAGCAACAAGGAAUCAGACCAUCAGGAGCCCUUAAGUCAUGCCCAAGAAACAUCAGGAAAGACAGCCUGACAUAGGGAACUGAGGACUGCUAUUCAGAGAGAACUACAAAGCAUCCUCAGUACAGUAGAAACCCUAAUCCAAAGUUCCUAUUCUUUUAUCAGAGUGUGCAACAGAGGAACAUGGCUCAAGAAACUAAUCACAGCCAAGUGCCUAUGCUUUGUUCUACUGGCUGCGGAUUUUAUGGAAACCCUCGUACAAAUGGCAUGUGUUCAGUAUGCUAUAAAGAACACCUUCAGAGACAGAAUAGUAGUAAUGGUAGAAUAAGCCCACCUGCAACUUCUGUCAGUAGUCUGUCUGAAUCUUUACCAGUUCAGUGCACAGAUGGCAGUGUCCCAGAAGCUCAGUCAGCAUUAGACUCUACAUCUUCAUCUAUGCAGCCAAGCCCUGUAUCAAAUCAGUCACUUUUAUCAGAAUCUGUAGCAUCUUCCCAAGUGGACAGUACAUCUGUGGACAAAGCAGUACCUGAAACAGAAGAUCUGCAAGGACCCAGAGCAGAGGGCCUUGUUCCUCUUGAAUGUGAUCCUCCAUCUUCAGUAUCAGAUACAGCACAGCAGCCAUCUGAAGAGCAAAACAAGUCUCUUGAGAAACCAAAACAAAAAAAGAAUCGCUGUUUCAUGUGCAGGAAGAAAGUGGGACUUACCGGGUUUGAAUGCCGAUGUGGAAAUGUUUACUGUGGUGUACACCGUUACUCAGAUGUACACAAUUGCUCUUACAAUUAUAAAGCUGAUGCUGCUGAGAAAAUCAGAAAAGAAAAUCCAGUAGUUGUUGGUGAAAAGAUCCAGAAGAUUUGAACUCCUGCUGGAAUACAAAAUCCUUUGACCAUCUGCAAACUAAAAAUUGACUUGAGGUUUUUUUUCCUAGUCAUUGGGAAUGUAGAGCAAUGUAUCUUGCAUAGACCUUUAAAUCAUGCAUGUCAUCAGAAGAAUAGAUUUUUGUUUUUGUUUUGAAAAUGACUCUUGAACAUUUAUUUCCAUUGCAGUUUCUGUGGCUGAAAAGACUUAAACUUUACAAGUAUUAUCCUUUUAAGAUCAUUUUAAUUUUAGUUGAGUGCAGAGGGCUUUUAUAACAAACAUGGAGAAAUUUUGGAGGGUGGUGAUUUUUCCAGUAUUAAACAUGCAUGCGUUAAUCUUGCAGUUUAUUUUCUCAUUGUGUAUGUAUAUAUAGCUUUUUUCUGCAGCACGAUUCCUCUUUUGAUAAUGCCCUUUUGGGUACAGCUAGUUUAUCAGUAACUGAAUGUAUCUUAAUCAUUAUGGCUGCUUCUGUUUUUUCAUUAACAAAGGUUAUACAUAUGUUAGCAUAGAGUUUCUUUGCACCCACUAUUUAUGUCUGAAUCAUUUGUCACAAGAGAGUAUGUGCUGAUGAGAUUCUAAGUUUGUGUGUUUUUGAUUUUUUUUUUUUUUGAGUGAGGGAAGAAAAAGCUGAAUGCAUUUCACUGCUGACUGCAAGUUUCUUUCAGAUUACGUUCAUUGGUCUGUGUGUAUACAAUAUGAAGAAUGAUCUGAAGUAAUUGUGCUGUAUUUAUGUUUAUCCACCAGUCUUUGAUUAAAUAAAAAGGAAAAC
Messenger RNA from Castor canadensis (American beaver), 2597 nucleotides. Lineage: Eukaryota; Metazoa; Chordata; Mammalia; Rodentia; Castoridae. The record is from RefSeq and is a predicted model, not a curated record.